This is a messenger RNA of Clupea harengus (Atlantic herring), 2980 nucleotides long. RefSeq names its product proteoglycan 4-like. The coding region runs from base 9 to 2408 and encodes 799 amino acids. Lineage: Eukaryota; Metazoa; Chordata; Actinopteri; Clupeiformes; Clupeidae. The record is from RefSeq and is a predicted model, not a curated record. The transcript is spliced from 2 exons.
CCACAAAAAUGGGAAAUAAUCACUCAGAACAGGAGCAACAAAGCAAGGGAAACUCUGAGACCAAACAAGAGAGUUUGCCAAAACCGAAGAAAGAUACUGAGAGAUGGAGUAGCUUUCGAAAUAAGACCAAAGCUCUUACAAUGUCUCAACCAUCUCCCUUUAAGCCCGUGCCUCCAAAUCUUUUCAAGGGCAUUCCCGAUUUCACAUCUGGCAAUGGAACAUCAUCAUUGUGCAGAAAGCAGUCACUAUUGGAGCCUCUGCAUGUUGAGGAAAGACCCCUAGACACUACGCCAGCAGUGCCUGCAUUUCCACCUCAUGCAGCUCUUACCUCAAAUCAACUCUGGGUACCUAAAGAGCCAAGUGCUUACAAUAUUUCCUGGGACCGCCCACGAGUUAAAAGCCCAGUGCCAACUCCCAUUUCUUCGUUUGUCUUCCCAUCAGUACCUGAAAACACUCCUCCAAAAGAAGCUCAGAAAUCAGUCCCUAAGACCACCGCUUCAGCAACUCUUACAAAAUUGGUAGCUCCUCCUUGUGCAAAUGUGUUUCCAUGUCAAAGAAAACCCCCCAAAAUUCCAAAGGAGGCCUGGCCCGAACCCCCGCCACCUGUAAAACCUGCAAUGACACCGGAGCCUGGCACAAAGGAUGCUGUAGCCAGCACCUCCCAUGAUGUUCCCGUACCUUUCCUUUUUACUGCAACCACCCCAGAAAAAACACAAGGUCCCUCAACAUCUGAAGUAACAGCUGUAGACCAUAUAACCACUUCAGCUGAAACAAGUGAAAAAUCCUCUUCAUUGAGCAGCGAUAGCAACAUUGUGGUCCACAACAUAGAGACUGAAAUCAACAACGCAGUGAGGCAAACACUUGUGAUCUCUGAAAAAACUCAUGCAGAAAUUAUGUCAAGACUUGCAUAUGUAGAAAAGCAAAAGUUACUUCCUGACCCACCAGUCACUCAAAGGCAGGCGGUGGUGCGACGAGCCCUGAAUGGAGUCUCUUAUGCAGAGGCAGUCAAAAAGUCCCAACCAAAGGUCAACCCUGCUCGACGUGAAGCUAAGGCAAAAUUAACUAAGAAAGUGAAGAUAUCUAAAUCUGUUGCAAAGCAGACACAAACUCAAAGGGAUGUCAGCCCUGCUGAUGGAGAUAGCACUGUCCCGCAACAACCACCCGACAGUUCCCCUGCCAAUCUACUUCCAUUAAAUGAAGCAUCAGACCCGGGCUUUACACCACAGAAGAAUGUGAAAGCAGCCACUGAACAAACAACAAAUCUUAACCAAAAUGAACCACCUGCCAUCUCUUCUAAUCUUAUCAAAUUGGAAAAAGAAAACGUAUUGGCAAGUGCAACUCAAAAGACAGCACAGAACACAGACAACGCACCAUCAAAGAAUACCAAACCAGAACAGAGCAGUUUCACCCAAAACCCAUCCCCAUUAUCACACAGACGUUCCUCUGUAAGAGGUGCACAUCCUUAUCUGAGAGAGGAUACACCAAAGAGCCUACUUUGUCAGGCAGACAAUGUGCAUUCUGACAAACCCAUAGUUGUGAUAAGUGAAUCCCAACCAGAAACUGGUUUGAAAUCUCUAAGUGUUCCAUCUUCACCUCACCAAGAAAAACCACACCAAAUAUUCCAGUCACAACUAAAAGCUUGUAGGAAUGCUAUAAGUGUUUCAUCUUCACUUGAAGACAAACCAAAGCAAACCAAACUGAGGGGUUCAGAACAAAUAUCUAUUAUGGAGAGUGGAGUGGUGAAGGAAAGUUUAAAAUGGGUACCGUUGCAAGUCAACUCCAAACCAGGUCCAAAAGAAGAUCCUGCUCCUGUUCCACGAAAAUGUUUCGAUUCUCCUGGUGUGACUGUCAUUUACUGUGAACGUCCAAGUUCUACUGGAACUUCAAAGGAAUCUCAGAAGCCAGUGAUCACCCCACAUAGGCCAGCCCUAUCUUCUGUUUCUACAGACUCACCACACAAAUGGUCUACUUCCCCUCACUCUGGGCCCACAGCUGACACAUUAAAUACCAGAGAUGAGCAGAUGAGCAAGAUCCGAUCAGACGAGCGAGGCGAGGCUACAGAUAAGGGAACACCUGCCAUGAUGCUUGGUCAAAAUCCAUCCGAUAUCUCAGCCAAAGUACAUCACCAGAUUCACACCAAAACACCAGCUCAAGCUAAUCAGGUACAAACAAAGACAAAACAAAUAGAAAAUCCACCUCCCAAAUUCAGAAACAGAGAAAAAGAAGAUAACAAUACAAGAAUUGAAGAAACGCUACAGGCUCCAAUGCCCGCACCGCCAUCUCCGCUGUCUCACCCACGGUCUGAAGGUCGUUGGCAUCCCUUCAUCACUGACAGGUCAUGUGUGCAAAAGGUUCGCUGUCAGCACCGUGAGAAUGGCAAGCUGCCCAAAAAUGUCAUGAAAUGGUAAGACAACCAAACUUUCACACACACAAGUCUGUUGUGCUAUGCAGUGUUUAGGCUUUACAAUGUAUUCAUAUCACCUGGCCAUACACCAACCAGUGUAUUUCUUAGUCUUCUUGAUAAGCUUUGAUGAGAAAUUUCAAGUUUGUAACAAGUGAUGAGUCUCUUAAUUGCUCUGUCAUCUGUAGGCUGAAUGCGAGUCAGAACUACUUGUGUGAACCAUCUUGGGUCACCACAGCAUCGCUGGCAGCUUCCAUUGCGCUGAGCGUACGACUGGAUAGGGACGAUUCUCGUCAGUAAAACAAUAAUAAAAACGGCAUUUGUAAAAAAAAAAAAGUUUCUUCUUCUAAAGGAAUUGUGUGCCUUAAGUUAUCAGCAGAGCAGUUGACUGAAUUAUGCAACUUUGACCCCCGUAAAAAUGUGUUGAAUUUUUUAUAAAAACAGAGGCAAUAGAUCAGGGGGAAAAAGUUUUAUUAUGAACGGGCACAACCUGGGACCACUGAAGAAAUAACCAUUUGCAUUUCUCAGAUCAAUAGCUGUACAACCCAUGAAAGGGUCUAAGAAAUUAUCAAUUAAUAA